AUGUUUGAAGAUAUGAAGGCAAUUAAUAAGAUCAAAGUCUCGUUCCAUCUUCUACAAAUUCUCAUCGCUUCGCUUUUCUUCCAAGCUGCUUCUUCGUCAGUGAAAGUGGAACCUAAAAUUGUUUCUCGUAUCUCAUUUGGUUCUUGUGCUAAUCAAAGUGCUCCUCAGCCCAUUUGGAAUGCAAUUGUUGACUUUGAUCCCCAACUUUUCAUUUGGCUGGGUGACAACAUUUAUGGAGACAUCAGGCGCCCCUUUAGAGUAUUUGGAAAGCAAAGGACAAUUGGCCCAUGGAAGAAUGUUCCUAGGUUCGUCCCUGCAUCUAAGGAAGAAAUGCAGUUCAGGUAUCAGUUGGCGAAAAGCAAUCCAGGAUAUUCUCGUCUUAGGAAGAAAAUACAGGUGAUUGGCACAUGGGAUGACCAUGAUUAUGGAUUAAAUGAUGCUGGAAAGGAGUUUACUGGGAAAAACACCACUCAACAGCUAAUGUUAGAUUUCUUGGAUGAACCAAAAAAUAGCCCAAGGCGCAAACAGGCUGGUGUCUACGCCUCAUAUAUGUUUGGCCCUAAAGGGAAACAAGUCAAGGUGAUUAUGCUAGACACCCGAUACCACAGAGAUCCAUUGUCAAGUGACGGAAGUAUUUCGGGAAACUCACAGUGGGAAUGGUUAGCAAAAGAGUUGAAUGGGCCAAAGUCAGAAUUUACCAUUAUUGGAUCUUCCAUCCAGGUUGAAGGGAUAAAGGGUCUUAAAGGAAUUCUUAGGCCUUUAUGUGUUGUAUUGUUUGACAAGCAACCAAGCUUACAGUGA
Messenger RNA from Papaver somniferum (opium poppy), 801 nucleotides. RefSeq lists its product as uncharacterized. Bases 1 to 801 code for a protein of 266 amino acids. Lineage: Eukaryota; Viridiplantae; Streptophyta; Magnoliopsida; Ranunculales; Papaveraceae. The transcript is spliced from 6 exons. The record is from RefSeq and is a predicted model, not a curated record.